Messenger RNA from Drosophila obscura, 9990 nucleotides. RefSeq names its product protein sickie (gene sick). Gene Ontology annotation, biological process: nervous system development; neurogenesis. The coding region runs from base 523 to 9144 and encodes 2873 amino acids. The record is from RefSeq and is a predicted model, not a curated record. The transcript is spliced from 16 exons. Gene Ontology annotation, molecular function: ATP binding; protein binding; ATP hydrolysis activity. NCBI's taxonomy places the organism in Eukaryota, Metazoa, Arthropoda, Insecta, Diptera, Drosophilidae.
UUGGUGGCGCGCGGAUGGACUUGCGGCAGGACUCUGCGUUUUCCUACGUUCGCUUUUCUAUGGAAUAUUUUUCGCGUAAUAUUUGUGCGGCCACAAACAAAAUUAAAAGGUAGCAUUACAUUCUUUAUCAACUGUGGAUUAUCCUUAAAGAAAUGCUUUGCACUUUUUAUGCCGCCAGAAUAUCUAAAAAAAUUGUGUAAAACAAAUACAUAAAAGAGUGAAAAAUAAAGAAAAGAAAAAUAAGAAAAAAAGAGUGAAAAAUAUAAAGAAAACCAAAAAGAAAAGGAAACAAAAAUGUAAUGUGAAAUCCGCUAUGCAGAAACGUGGAAAAUGUGGCAAGAAAUUCGCGACACAUGCAACACUUUAUGCAUAGGAAAUUAGCCCUCACACUCAGUGCCAAAAAUGAAGAUUUAUGAAACCAUUAAAAAGGAAAAUUGUAUUUGAAAAUGUAUAUUAAAAUUUGAGUGUGAAAAGUGCUAGAAAAAUCAGUGAGGAAAAUCAACAAUGAAAUAGCGAAAGGAAAUGUCCAGUCAAACGUUUAAGCAACGAGGCGGAGGUGUUCCUCCAAAAUCCGAUCGAAAUGCGAAUGAGGAGAAUCAUCAUCAACAGCAACAUCAACAGAAGCAGCAGCAGCAGCAGCAACAGCAUCAGGAGGAAGAGUCGGAGAAGCUGCGACAGGAGCUGCAACCGCUGCCACAAUUGGGGGCCAAACCCAAGAACCAGAGGGAGAAUAAAAGCCAAAGGAUUCUCCAAACAAAGACUGAAAAUCAAAAUCAAAAUCAGCGACAAAAAGGCCUCACCUUGCAGGGUUAUGGCAACUAUAUGGAAUUGGAGUUUAUACAAACAGAAGUCGCGCCAUCGUCGAUAUUAAAUGACCUGCCCGUGAGCUAUGCCACCACCAGUGUGGUGGCACCACCGCCCUAUCGCGAACCACCACCGCCCACACCGCCACCACUGUCACAGAUACCCUCCAGAGAGUCGCGACUGUUGCAUUCGGCACCAAAUACACCCAUACGUGGCAAGGUUGUGCUGAGCAAAAAGGAGCGGAAGGAGCUGAGCAAACAAUUGGGCUUAGAGGAUCUCCAGGGAUUGCCAUUGGGCAGCAGUAGCUCGGCACAGUCGAGUCCCUACAAGGGUAGGGUCAGCGAACUAAAGAACUGCAUAGCAAGGGGCCUUUUUGCCACGCUACAUCGGGGCACGCCCAAGGAAAGGGAGCUACAAAACAAUCAGGAAAUAUCCCCACCCCCACCAGCACCAGAGUCGGGCAACAAUAAUGAGGAUGCGCCCGACUAUGCCGAGAAACUUAAGAAUCUGCCCGUGCGCCAGCGAAAGGUGGCCACAUCCCACAUGGAUAACUAUUGUCUGUUCGAUCCAGUGGAUUUUAUCAAUGAAAAGGCCAUGCGCUAUCCCAGUGCCACCACCUCGCAUGGCCUUAGGGAUCCGCUGUUCAGUUCGCGACAGCAUUUGGUCUGCGAAGAUGAGGAUGAAAUGGUGCCCGAGGUCAUCUAUGACAACGAGGAGCUAGAAGUCGAAGAGGAGACCAUCAUUAUAGAGACGUCUGCACUGCCCGAAGCGGAAACCGAAGGCUGUGCCGAGCCCAAGGAUGUGAGGAUACACUUUGAUCAUCAUAAUUAUUUUGUGAUUGAGCCAGGAAUCUGCACACUGGACAUUGGCAUACCCAAUCCGUAUACGAAUGAGCAGCUGGUGAAUGCAAAUCUCGAGCAACAGAAUCUGGAGAAGCUUUUCCAUGAGCUGGAACAUCCCGCCAGCAGCAUGUCCAACAGUCAGGAAUCAAAGGACACAGAGACCACUUCCACAGCUCUGGUGGAGUCCUCCACCUCAACAAAUUCAGGCAGUUCCAUGGGCAGUACUUGCGUUCAGAAUCAGGCGCAGCAUUCCAUGAAAAAGAAAUUGACGUUCUUGAAUCUUUCACCCUUUCGUGGGGGCAAGAAAUCGGGCGAUAAAACAACCUUUGAACAGCAACAGAGAGCCAUUUCAGAGCUGGUGAGCACGGAUCACAUGUUGCACUUGCAACAAUUGCUGCAGGAACAGCGCAGGGAUCAGCGUUCGCACACGGUGCCAGUGCCCACGGAAUCGAAUUAUGUUUUAUUCAAUCCCGGACCCGUGCCCAGUCGUCAUGUGCAGUACAAGAUACGUAAAUCGCGACCUUUGUCGACACACAGCGAUGCGGACAGUGGAUUUCUAUCGCCUUGUUCGCCCGAUGAAAUGAGGGGCAAUCCAGCCGUAUUGGUGCUGCAGCAAUGCGACAGUGUUCAGGGCUAUAUUGAGAUCUACACAGAUUGGGCCAACUAUUAUUUGGAGCGUGCCAAAUCGAAAAGAAAAGUCACAGAUCUCUCAGCAGAUUGUCGCGAUGGCCUGCUGCUGGCUGAGGUUAUUGAGGCUGUUACCAGCUUCAAGGUGCCCGAUUUGGUCAAGAAGCCAAAGAGUCAACAGCAAAUGUACGACAACGUUAAUUCGUGCCUACAUGUGCUGCGCGGACAAUCCGUUGGUGGAUUGGACAACAUCACAACGAAUGACAUUUGUGCCGGCCGUCUGAAGGCAGUCCUUGCGCUGUUCUUUGCUCUGAGCCGCUUCAAGCAGCAGGCCAAGCAAACCAAAUCGAUUGGCGUCGGUUGUGGCAGCAGCAGCGGCGGCGGCGGCGGAGGUAGCAGUGGCACCUCCAAUACGGCUCUCUCUGGUGGCUCGGUACUGGGUAUUGGCUUGGGCGGAAGUCUGAGAGCUCCUGGCCAAGCGGGAACACUGCUGCACGAUAAGAAUCAACAGGAGCAACAAAAACAACAGCAGCAGCAGCAACAAUUGCAGCAAACACCUCAACAGUUGGCACAGUCUUUGGAAAACGGCAAUGAAAUGGUGAAUCGACAAAUAGCACCCGCCUAUAAAGUCAAUGGCGGUACUGCCAUACCACUGCCGGCCACCGUUAUGGUGCAGCGUCGCUGUCCACCGGAUAAAGUGCGUCCACUGCCACCGACACCAAAUCAUACGCCAUCCAUACCGGGACUGGGCAAGAGCGGAAGUGAUUUCAAUACGAGCCGUCCAAAUAGUCCGCCCACCAGCAAUCAUACAAUCCAAAGCCUCAAGAGUGGCAAUAACAACAGCCUACGUCCACCGAGUGUCAAGAGCAAUCACCAAAGCGGAAUACCCUCACCAAGCACCCCCCAGACGACGAGCAACACAACGACGACGCAGCCAGCAGCUGCUCCUCCGCAGAAGCACUCGAUGCUGGACAAGCUGAAGCUCUUCAACAAGGAGAAGCAACAGAAUGCAGUGAAUGCGGCCAGUGUGGCGGCGGCCAACAAAUCGCAGAUCCAACAGCAACAAUCGAAGCGCACCUCCUCCUCGUCGGGGUUUAGUUCGGCGCGUUCCGAGCGCUCCGACUCCAGCUUGAGCCUCAACGAUGGCCACAACUCGUCGCAGCUGAAGCCGCCGAGCAUCAGUGUGUCGUCCCAGAAGCCCCAGCAGAAGCACAACACAAAGCAAUCGAAGCUGCUGGCGGCCCAGCAGAAGAAGGAGCAAGCCAAGUCGAAGCUGGACAAAAAGGAGAAGAGUCCGGCCCGUUCGCUGCACAAGGAAGAGUCCGGGAAUGAGUCGCGCAGCUCCACGAUGGGCAGAGCGGGCAAAAGUUCACUGGCCAGAGGAGGCCUCGGUCUGGGACUCACCGGGGAUAAGAAUACACUGAAGACAUCGUCCAAGUCCUCGCUGCACUCCAAAUCGGAGUCGAAGAGCUCGUUGAAGGGUGCCGGGGCACAGCAGCAGAUGCUGCACAGUCCGAGUGGCACGGGUCUGCCCAAACCCAUUGCGGCGAUCAAGGGCACCAGCAAGCUGCCAGCACUAUUGGGCGGGGAGCUCCUCAAGCGGGAAACCAGCGACAUAUCAGCCGCCAAUCAGGCAACACAGACAACACAGCAGAACAUAUCCAUAGCCGUGGGGCAGGAAGCCACACAGCCGGCACAGAGCAGCACGGCUACGCCACAUAUCCUUAAGGGUGCUGCACCGCCGCCGUACUAUGCGAACAGCAGUCCACCCACACACAUAUCACAGGGACAUCCCGGCAUGGGGGGAUACCUCAGUGAGCCCAGCACACCACAGCAGCAACAGCAGCAACAGCAGCAGCAUCAGCAGGGGAUCUACGGCAGCAGCAGUGGCAGUGGAAGUCGCCUGCUGCAGCCCAAGACAGCGCUGAGUGCCCCACGCAAAUUGGAGUACAAUGCUGGACCCCAUAUCCUCUCAUCGCCACCCCAUCGAGGGGCAGGUCUGCAGCGGCCAAUGCCCAACUCGGCACCGAAUACGCCCACGGCAUCGCCGAAUAAAUUCCACACGAUACCCUCGAAGAUUGUGGGCACCAUUUACGAGUCGAAGGAGGAGCAACUGCAGCAACAGCAGCAGCCCCAACAGACAGGCGGCUGUUCCGCAGGCGCCUCAGUGCUGCCCAUGAGACCCCUGCUGCGCGGCUACAACUCGCAUGUGACGCUGCCGACGCGCGGAGCACGCGGUGGCCACCACCAUCCGCAUCAAUCGUAUCUGGAUUUCUGUGAAUCGGAUCUGGGGCAGGGCUACUGCAGCGACGGGGAUGCGCUGAGAAUUGGCAGCUCACCGGCCACCAGUCGCUAUCAUGACAUCGACAAUGGCUAUCUGUCGGAGGGAAGCAGUGGCCUGAACGGAUCAUCGCUGGGCGGCUCCACUGGCGGUGCCGUGUCACAUGGCAAGCACUUUCUCAGCAUGAUGAGAGCCCGGACGCAGCUGCCAACGACCAUUGAGGAAAGAAUACGCAAUAGUCGAGGCUCUCUGGAUAGCAUUGGAACCGCCGCAAACGGCAGCUCUGCGGCCAGUCAGGCCAGCUCCAGCGGCGGCUCCACCACCCACAGCAGCAGCAGCAACAGCAACAGCAACAGCACCACCGCCGCUGCCGCUGCCAAUCACAACAACAACCACAUUAACAACAACAACGGUGGGAAAAUGGAUGGCAGUCCACACCACCGUCCGGGAUCACGCAAUGGCAGGGAUAACUGGAGCAAAAUGCCCGAGCCCCUCAAUGGCCAGAAGGGUGGGGGGGACAAAUCGUCGGAGAAGUCAUCGCCAUCGCGUCGAAGCAUGGGCGGUGGCAGUGGGGGAUCCUCCAAGCAGGGAUCGCCCUCGUCUUCGUCGCGCACUAAGGGAGUGCCCCCCAGCUUUGGGUAUGUGAAGAGGGCCAAUGGCAGCAUGUCCUCCACGGCAGAGCAGCAGAAUAUUGUCAUGAUGAUGGCAGCCGGAGGAGCCGGAGGAGGAGCGCAGCAGGUCAAUGGAUUGCCCUGCGGCAGAACCGCCCAUGUGUCGGCGGUGCCAAGGACAGCAAACGGCCGAAAGAUUGCGCCCGGCACUCAGACAUUGCCCAAUGACAUGAGCAAGCUACCACCGAACACACAGUGUCGCAGCUUCUCGUUGACAGGACCCACAGCGGCACAGCUGAGUCAAUCGAUACGCGAACGAUUGGCCACAGGAUCGCAUAGUUUGCCCAAACCAGGCAGCGAUAUGCAUGUCUUUCAGCAUAGAAUGUCCAAUCGCCCUGGCACGCGUCACGAUGGCUCCCUCUCGGACACCCAGACCUAUGCAGAGGUCAAGCCCGAAUACAGUUCGUAUGCCAUGUGGCUGAAGCACAGCAAUACGGCUGGAUCACGGCUCUCGGAUGGCGAUGCCAUUGAGCAGCUGCAGAUUGGUUCGCCAGCGAUGACACGUCAUGGCCACAAAAUGAUCCACAAUCGAUCGGGCGGAGUACCGCCAGGUGGGCAAAUGCAGCCCAUGCAGGGCAACGAGUCGCCCUAUGUGCAGAGUCCACGCAUGAACCGCAGCAAUAGCAUCAGAUCCACAAAAUCGGAGAAAAUGUAUCCCUCGAUGCUGAGCCGCGGCGGGGAUGUGGAAAUCGAGCCAUACUAUUGCCUGCCCGUGGGCACCAACGGCGUGUUGAGCGCCCAAAUGGCAGCUGCUGUGGCGGCCCAAGCACAGGCCCAGGCACAGGCCGCGCAGGCAAAUUCCGGCAACAAUAUGGUAGGUGGUUCCGUGGCCUGGAGCCAACCCACCUCGCCCACGCCCCUCAAUCGUGGUCCCUUUGCGGCAUCAGUGGCAGCAGCUGCUGCAGGGGUUCUAUCACCCACUCAUGGAGCGACCGCAGGAGCCACUGGAAUGGUUGGUGGUGGCAUGGGUAUGGGACCCGGUCCUGGAUCCGGUCUAACUGGCGGACAUCGCCUCACCUAUCCCAAGAAGAAUGAUGAAGUGCACGGCAGUGCCGCAUCCCUGCUGUCGGGCGGCAGUUCCCUUUACGGUUCCGCGGAGGAGCGGCAGGCCCACGAGAUACGAAGAUUGAAGCGCGAACUGCAGGAUGCACGGGACCAGGUGCACAGCCUAAGCAGCCAGCUGUCAACCAAUGCCCAUGUGGUGACGGCGUUUGAGCAGUCGCUGACCAACAUGACCAAUCGCCUGCAGCAGCUGACGGCCACGUCGGAGCGCAAGGAUGGAGAGCUAACGGACAUGCGGCAGACCAUUGAGCUGCUGAGGAAGCAGUCCAUCCAGGCGGGUCUCACCACAGCGCAUAUGCAGAGCAUGGGACAGAAUCAGCAUCAGCUGCAGUCACAGUCGCAGUCGCAGGCCGGCGACCAGAAGCCACCGCCAGGACCCGGUGGCAGUAGAUCCACCAGCAAUGGCAAUGGUUUGGGAUUGGGAAUGGGAAUGGUGCGGCAACAGAGCACCGACUCCAUGUGCUCGUUGAAUUCCAUAAGCUCGGGCUGCUCGUCGGCGCAGGACAAAAACAAGGCCAACAAGAAGAAGGGAUGGCUGCGCAGCAGCUUCACCAAGGCCUUCUCGCGCAAUGCCAAGAUCUCGAAGACUAGUCGCCAUGUGGGACACCACCACCACCAGCACCAGCACCAGCACCACAAUCAUCAGGAGCACAGCAGCUCCGGGAAGGCAACGCUCCACAAUGGUCAUGGCGGCGAGCCAUUGGGUCUCGCAUCGUUGGCCACUCAACCGGCGCCGCCGUUGCCCAACAACAACAGCAAGCAGAGCAGUCCCGCCAAGACGCUCACGCUGAUCGACAAUGCCAAGCCCAUCGAUGCCAUCGACCAGGACCAGGAUCAGCAGGUGGUGGAGGACCUCAAGAAGCAGCUGCGCGAGAAGGAUCUCGUGCUCACCGACAUACGGCUGGAGGCUCUCAGCUCCGCCUCGCAGCUGGAGAGUCUCAAGGACAUGAUGAACAAGAUGCGCUCCGAAAUGAUGUCCCUCAAGCAGAACAACGAGCGUCUGCAGAAGAUGGUGACCACCCGCUCCUUGGCCGGCUCCGAGGUGAGCCUCGGACAGGCGAUCAGCCCCAAUGGAUCGGUGGCCGGCAUCUCUGAGGUCUCGCGCCGCUACUCGCUGGCCGAUGGCAGUGCGCGACCGCCCAUGGAGCUGCCGGGACGGCUCAGCGAGGAGUUGGAGGAGGAGUGCAUGCCACCAGCACCGGCGCCAGAGCCGCCGCCACCGCCGGCACCCAACACCGCCGCUGUGGCGCCGCUCAGUCCCAGCACACACAUCGAUCUGACGCCUCCGCCACCGGCCUUGGAAGCGGCACCGCUGGCCAGUCCCGUGCACAUGCCCAGCGCCGUCGAGGAGCUGCCCGAUGUGUGCGACGGCAAGAAGAUUGCCAUCGCCUGCUACCUCGGACAGCCGGAGUCGUUUGCCAAGUACUGCGAGGAGCUGCUGGAGCUGGAUGGCUUCUAUGCCAACGGCUCGAUCAUCGCCAGUCACGAGGCCGAUGCCCAGUCGCAGAACGAGCGGCAGGGCGAGCGGAGCUUCGCAGCGGCCAGCUCCAACGAGUUCAUCAUCGCCUGCACCUACAUCUCGGGCAAGACGACCUGGCAGAAUCUCGACUACAUUGUGCGCAAGACCUUCAAGGACUAUGUGGCCCGCAUCGAUCCGGGCACCAAUCUGGGCCUGAACACCGACUCCAUCACGUCGUACCAUCUGGGCGAGGCGAAGCGCGGCCCGGAGAUGGGUUUCCCCGAGCUUCUGCCCUGCGGCUACAUUGUGGGCAGUGUCCGGACGCUGUACAUCUGCCUGCAGGGCGUUGGGAGUCUGGCCUUUGACAGCCUCAUUCCGCGCAGCAUUGUGCACCGCUACAUCAGUCUGCUCACGGAGCACAGGCGACUCAUUCUGUGCGGUCCCAGCGGCACUGGCAAGUCCUAUUUGGCGCGCCGCUUGGCCGAGUUUCUGGUGGCGCGUGCGGGCCGGGGAAAUCCAUCAGAGGCCAUUGCCACGUUCAACGUGGACCACAAAUCCUCGAAGGAUCUGCGUCAGUAUCUGGGCCACAUUGCCGAGCAGGCGGCCAUUGCGAAUGGCGCUUCGGAGUUGCCUUCUGUGAUCAUUCUGGACAACUUGCACCAUGCCUCCGCCCUGGGCGAUGUCUUCUCCUGCCUGCUGAGCGCCGGACCGGCCAAUAAGUUGCCCUGCAUCAUUGGCACCAUGUCGCAGGCCACCUGCAACACGACCAAUCUGCAGCUGCACCACAACUUCCGAUGGGUCCUCACGGCUAAUCACAUGGAACCCGUCAAGGGCUUCCUUGGACGCUUCCUGCGACGGCGCCUAUUCCAGCUGGAGCUGCAGACGCAGCAUCCACAGCCAGAGCUGGCAUCGGUGCUGGCCUGGCUGCCCUCUGUGUGGCAGCACAUCAAUCGGUUCCUGGAAGUGCACAGCUCCAGUGACGUGACCAUUGGGCCUCGUCUAUUCCUCUCCUGCCCGCUGGACCUGAAGGACUCGCAGGUGUGGUUCACCGACAUUUGGAACUACCAUCUGUCGCCCUACCUGGUCGAGGCGGUGCGCGAGGGAGUGCAGCUCUAUGGACGACGGGGCGGCGCCUGGAACGAUCCCUCUGCCUUCAUCCGCAACUCUUAUCCCUGGCCCUAUGGGCCCGACUCAGUGCCACCGCUGCGACAGAUCAAUGCCGAGGAUGUGGGCCUAGAAGGCGUGGCAUUGACAAACGGCGAGAACCAGGAUCCUUUGCUCAAUAUGCUGAUGCGCCUGCAGGAGGCCGCCAACUACUCGGAGGCGCAGGAUCAGGAGUCGGACUGCGCCAGUCUGGACUCCAAUGUGACGCCGGACAGCUCUGCGGGCGCCGAGUAAACGUCUCCCCACUUCGUACAUGCCAAAUUGAACCGAAAAUUGCCGAACCCCCGAACACGUUAGCUGUGGGCCCGCUGCUAUUACCCCGUAAUCCGCACAAAUGAGAUUUCUUGCACUACUUUCGCAGCCGAGUUCUUAAGCAGUUCCAAGAGGUUUCCAUUUGCACCAACUCUCUAGCCUAUAACUUCUCCUAGCUGUCCAUCUGUCCAUCCAUUCCCACAUCUAGAGUUAAUUGUACUUUUUAGCGCACUUGUUAAAAAUGCAAAUUGUCCACCUCCAAUCCUCACCAGGACCACAUUUAGAAUCACACAUUCAACUCUAGUUAUUUGGCCCCCAGCUGCGCUUCGAUGUUCGAACCAACAACCCAAAAUGAGAGAACAGAACUCCAACUAACAUGAAAUGUUAGACAAUUGAGAAAAUACAUCCUUUUUGUACAUAGAAAAACCAAAAUCCCCUAGUCUUAAGCGACACAACUGUACGGCGGUAUUGGCUUUUUAUACCCUAAUUCCCAAGCCCAAUCGCAAGCCCCGGCACCUCCCCCGGCCCCGGCAGAUCGUAUGAGAAUAAUCGUAAACGUAAACUAAUAUCUAAACCUAUUGUAAAAUGUAGCUAUAAGUUUUUGCUACUACCAAUUUACAAGAUGUGUGUGUAUAUUUGAAGGAAAAAGCUUUCACUUUAGUUUAAUUAUUUGCGUAAUUAUCAUUAAAUAUUGUUACAAACAUAUUGCAUAUUUAUAAAAAGAAAUCCCUCGCCCCCCCGAUCCCCCAAUCCCCUGCCCCAAUGCAGCAGCAGCAAGUACCAUUUAAAUAUUUAUUAUGCCAAGAGCCCCCGCUUCAAAACAAGAAA